Tricharina praecox is the source of this 704-nucleotide messenger RNA. RefSeq lists its product as uncharacterized. Bases 1 to 642 code for a protein of 213 amino acids. The transcript is spliced from 2 exons. The record is from RefSeq and is a predicted model, not a curated record. Lineage: Eukaryota; Fungi; Ascomycota; Pezizomycetes; Pezizales; Pyronemataceae.
AUGCGUACUGUCGGCUGCCAACAAUAUCGACUUUCGUUCGUGGGAGGAGCAUUGCAAGCACCGCGUUCUCAGUCGUGGGCAUUUCACUUGUCACAUCUGUACAAGGACUUCAAGAGUCAGCGCGGAUUGGCGAUUCAUGCGGAUCGGGUAAACAAGCCCAUCGAAUAUGUGACCUACUUUGUGUUGCCGACAGACCUUGAAGGCAGCAAAAACGGGCUCACAAUGCACUCGGAGAAGAACUGCAGGGGAGGAAUGGCCCACGGAGACUCGAUGCACCAGAACGGACCAUGCCAUGAGACCCGGAGCAGUCCAACAGUGGGUGAGGAUCUCAGAGCUAUGGACGACGAUGGUUUCCCCACCCAGGACAACAUCCAUGCCUCUCAGCGCUCAGUCCAGCCACCGACGAUCACGCAGAGAGAUAUGGGCGGCGACGGCUUUCCCACGCACCACAGAAGCAACAGCUAUUCCACUCAGGCCACUGGAAAGUUCCCCACGCAGAACUACAACCAGAAUAACCACCAUGGCUCUCGGCCCGGAGUCCAUCAGGCGAUGACCACUCUCGGAGAUUUGCCCGGCGGAGGUUUCCCACCCAGAACAACAACCGCAGCAGAAGCAACAGACUUGCCUCUCAGCGCGCAUUGAAGCCGCCGAUGAGCACGCAAGGAGUUGUGGGCGGCGGUAGCAUCCCCACGCAUCACAGAAGC